Colletotrichum higginsianum IMI 349063 is the source of this 1590-nucleotide messenger RNA. RefSeq lists its product as uncharacterized. The coding region runs from base 1 to 1590 and encodes 529 amino acids. Lineage: Eukaryota; Fungi; Ascomycota; Sordariomycetes; Glomerellales; Glomerellaceae. The transcript is spliced from 5 exons. The record is from RefSeq and is a predicted model, not a curated record.
AUGGUGAAUACAACAGAGCCGACACCAAAGCAACCUGCAGUCAAGUUGAAGGGCGCAUGCGAGCAAACUGUUGCCUUUCAGUCCUUACGAUACCAUUGGAACGAGGACGAUAUCGUCAAGCUUCAUUAUGCCGAAGCCAGUCGUGAAAAGUUGCGUGCGCAAGCCAGGAGAGAGUUUGAUUGGGCGGAGUUUAGGAGACAGCGAGAAACGAACAAACUGGCUCUAUUUGAGGAAGAUGAAAGUGAACGCGGCUCGCUUCCAAAACCAGGCUUGUUGCGAGAGUCUCAAAUGGUGAUGGGUUCACCAGGAGCGUUUGUUCCGAUGGCUGCAUUGGCAACCGCCUGGGACACUUACCAGAUCCCAGGAGCUGUUUCUCACGAUCUGGACUUGCUGCGAAAUCACUCUUCCCUCUCGACUGACUUUAAUCUGCCCGGAUGGACAGAGAAAAUAGUCCAAGGGCUUCAUUCAGGGGUUCAGUACGGUCUAGAUUCUUCCAUACAGGCAGCUGAUCAGCAGACAACAGCCUUAUAUCAACCAAAUUCGCACGCCCUCUUCUCUCCUCUGGUCUCGCCUUUCGCGGGCACGCCCUUUGACAUGACCACUUCCAUGGGCCCAGCGAUUAAUAGUGCCAUUUCACCCGAUAGCUUCGCAACUUUUGUCGACCCCAUGAUAGAAAGCUUAUCUAUCAGCACCUGGACUCAACUCGUGAGCCCAUCAGAAGAUCCGUACGCCAAAUCUCGGCUGUUUGACAAUUCAGAAUCCUCGAAUAAUGUUCUCUCUGCCCAAGGUUCAGAACAGGAAAGUGAAUGCGGUUUGAUCAAAUUCGAUCAUCGAUGUGUAAGAUGCCGUAUGAGGAAGAUAAAGUGCACAGAAGAUUGUUGUCAGCCGAUGUCGAUUCGUUCUCUUUGCGUCCGCGCAUCUUUCGAAAAUAAUCAGAUUUUCUACAAAUGGGACAACACUGCCUACAAGCAUCUUAUCCGUUGGCAUGGCAUAGAACGUUUGGUAGGAGACGGUUUACGAUACUUCGAUCUGUUUCAUUUCAGCGGCGGUGCAUCUUUCAGUGUCUUUGGUGAGACAUUCACACCGUCGGACUCAGAGCAAGAAAGGGUCUGGGAGAAGAGGAAAGAUGGCUGGGCGUCUCAAUCGACGGACGCAGUGCGCCUGCAACCCGGAUCGCAUGGAGAUUUAAGCGCCUACAUUUCGAGUUGCAGGACAUCCUGUGUGCAAGAAUCUCCCAAAGACACUGUUCUCCAACAGCUGUGGCCACAGUUUACAGCUGACCGCAGUCUUCCCAUGUUGGCAGCCACAUUCGACCUUUGGACUGCCAACCGCAUGUUAAUGAAGGGCUGGCAAACCCUUCGGUCGACGAGAGUGCUCAAUAUGUGUCACAUGCCCUGUCACAACCCGGGCCCGACGCCACGUGUGCUGCAAAAUCAACUGGACCAGAUGCUGGAAGAAUACAUCGUGACACAAGAGAGGGUGCUACUGAACCGCUUUCACGAAGCAAUCUUCAAGAAGAAAAUCAGCUCAACACUCUACGUCCUCUUGACUAUUGUUCUUCUCUUGAAGGUGGUUGAAAAGCACAUUUGA